This is a messenger RNA of Purpureocillium lilacinum, 1083 nucleotides long. NCBI's taxonomy places the organism in Eukaryota, Fungi, Ascomycota, Sordariomycetes, Hypocreales, Ophiocordycipitaceae. The record is from RefSeq and is a predicted model, not a curated record.
AUGAACGCAUCUCUCUGCCUGGCCCGAGCCGCCCUGCGCCACAGCCGGUGCGCGCUUCGGUCGUCCUUGUCGGCGCCGAGACUGGUCGCCGCUUACCACUCCUACUCGCUCCCGACGGGCGCCUCGCCCUCGCCUCGCGGCGCCGACAUUCACGAGACGCCCAUCACACAGCCCGAGCCCCUCCCGCGGGUACACGAGACGCGCCCGCCGACGACGCCGCCGUCACGGCCGAGCGGCAUCCCCGAGCAGCAGGAGGAGGCCGCCUCUCCGGCGGCGCACCCCGCCGCGGCCAAACCCGCAGCGCCGCCCAAGAACUCACAGCCCGGCGACGUCAGCGCCGCCUCCGCUUCCUCAAGCGCAAGCGCAAGUCCGAGCACGAGUCCGAGUACCUCCAGCGAAAAGACCACCAGCACGAGCCCGAGCACUAGUAGCACAACAGCACAACAGCCGGCAAAGGCCCCCAAGCCGGCGCGGGCGCGGCCUAAGCUGCGGGCGCGCAAGGCCGCCAUGAAGCUCACGCCUGCGGCCGUGGAGCAGCUGCGCACGAUGCUGGACCAGCCGGACCCCAAGCUCAUCAAGGUUGGGGUGCGAAACCGCGGCUGCAGCGGGCUGGCGUACCACCUCGAAUACGUGGACAAGCCGGGCGCCUUUGACGAGGCAGUCGAGCAGGAUGGCGUCAAGGUGCUCAUCGACAGCAAGGCCCUCUUCAGCAUCAUUGGCAGCGAGAUGGACUGGGCCGAGGACAAGCUCAACCAGCGCUUCGUCUUUAGGAACCCCAACAUAAGUACGUUGCACCCCCCCGUUCAUCGGUCCACCCCGUGGCAGUCGCCUCCGGUAUUGCGAGGGGUAAGUAAAACAAAGGAAGAUGCUGACGGUACAUGGCACAGAGGAGCAAUGCGGUUGCGGCGAAUCGUUCAUGGUAUGAGAUAUAGACUGCAGUUCCUUGACGAUGCUUUGAGUUCAAGAGCAACAUCUCAUGGACGCCACCGCCGCCGGCAGGACGAUCCACCAGUCGAGCAUGCGAAGGAGCCCACCCGAGGGGUAUUGAAUGACGAGAGCGAAGUACUGCAUUUCACACAUUGA